AUGGUGUGGAGACCUGACUCUGACGAUUUCACCUUUGAACCUUCUUUAAAGCCGGAAAUUUUGAAGUUGAUUGUAGAUCGAACAAUUCCGACGAAACGUCAGGUGCUACGAACAGUGAUGUCGCUGUUUGAUCCCCUUGGACUGAUAGCACAUUUCGUGGCUCAAGGGAAAAUUCUUACGCAAGACAUUUGGAGAUCGGGUACAGACUGGGAUGAACAAAUUACCGAGCAUCUAUGGGAGAAAUGGUCUAGGUGGAGUCAACUCAUUUUAGAGUUAGAUGCAGUAAUGAUUCCAAGGUGUUUCUUCAGAGGUGCUAAUAGUGGAGCUCUCAACAGCGUUCAACUGCAUGUGUUCGUCGACGCUAGUGAAGAAGCAUACGCAUGCGUAGCAUACCUACGAAUUGUCGAUGGUGGCAUAAUAAGAUGUGCACUUGUAGCGGCGAAGUCAAAGGUGGCCCCGCUUAAGCCUCCUUCCAUUCCACGAUUGGAGCUGCAGGCCGCGAUGAUAGGUAGUCGUUUGGCAGACAGUAUCUGCAAACACAUAAGUCUCCCCAUCAGUCAACGCUUUCUCUGGCUUGAUUCCGCAACGGUGUUGGCCUGGCUGCGUUCGGAUAGUCGACGUUACCACCCGUUCGUGGCAUUUCGAGUAGGGGAGAUCCUAAGUCUAACCACCGUUGAUGAAUGGCACCAUCUGAAGUCCAAGCACAACGUGGCAGAUGAAGCAACCAAGUGGGGAUCUGGUCCUAGCUUCGAUCCAGAAGGGCGAUGGUUUCAGGGACCACUAUUUCUGAGUAAAUCAGUUGAAAGCUGGCCAGUGAGCAAAGGAGAGAUACCUCCAGCUACAGAAGAGCUCCGGGCUGUUUAUACCCACCAUCAUUCGACGUUCCAACCACUUAUCGAGGUGAAGCGUUUCUCUAAGUGGCACCGACUACUACGCUCCACCGCGUACGUACUAAGAGCAAUCAAAAGGCUCAAAAAGCAGCAGCUUCGUCCUUGGAUAUCAUGCGAUGAGUAUCGUGAAGCGGAAAACCUGCUUUGGCGUCAGGUACAAAUAGAGUGCUAUGCGGAUGAAUAUACAUCACUGCACUAUAAUCAGCAAAACCCCUUGGCGAAUCAAAUGAAACCGUACAAGUGCAGUCAACUGUACCAGCUAACACCGUACAUAGACGAUGUAGGAGUUAUGAGAAUGAACAGCCGAAUAUGGGCUGCACCAAACGCCCCAUUCCAAGCUAAGUAUCCAAUCAUUCUUCCAAACAAUCACCAUCUAACGUCCCUCCUCGUUAACAGCUACCACUGCCGCUUCCUACAUGCGAAUAACGAAACUGUACUCAAUGAGAUGCGACAGCGUUUUCGUAUACCAUCUCUACGAAACUUGAUCAGACGAGUCUCCAAGGAAUGUCCAUGGUGUCGAGUCAACAAGGCGGCCCCACGGCCCCCGAUCAUGGCACCGCUUCCAACAGUGCGUCUAACAUCAUUCGUCCGUCCAUUUACACAUUCAGGAGUUGAUUACUUCGGGCCAAUCUUGGUGAAGCAAGGUCGCAGUCUUGUCAAGCGCUGGGUAGCAUUAUUCACCUGCCUUUCCAUAAGAGCGAUUCACUUGGAAAUAGUGCAUAGUCUCACAACUCAAUCGUGCGUGAUGGCUAUCCGACGAUUUAUAGCGCGCCGAGGAGCACCAGAAACCUUUUAUUCCGACAAUGGCACCAAUUUUACGGAGCGAACAACCUAUUGA
Molecule: messenger RNA, 1728 nt
Organism: Toxorhynchites rutilus septentrionalis
Lineage: Eukaryota; Metazoa; Arthropoda; Insecta; Diptera; Culicidae
Exons: 1
Coding region: 1-1728 (575 amino acids)
Biological process (GO): DNA integration
Molecular function (GO): nucleic acid binding
Source: RefSeq, a predicted model, not a curated record